Messenger RNA from Siniperca chuatsi (mandarin fish), 2580 nucleotides. RefSeq names its product ankyrin repeat domain 34Ba (gene ankrd34ba). Gene Ontology annotation, molecular function: protein binding. The record is from RefSeq and is a predicted model, not a curated record. The coding region runs from base 573 to 2225 and encodes 550 amino acids. The transcript has 2 exons. Lineage: Eukaryota; Metazoa; Chordata; Actinopteri; Centrarchiformes; Sinipercidae.
CCUUGAUGGUUGUCAUGGAGAUGUCAUUGAUAAGGUGGACAAAAUAAUUUUCCUUUCUGCACGUAACUAAAGAAAGUCGUGUGAGGCAGUUUUCACAAUUAACAGUCCUUUGCUGAAUCAGACGUCCUUUAAUGAAAAGACAAAUCAGACACGCUGUGGCGCUGGGUUGCUAUAGUGCUUCACCUUGCGCGUUCAUCUCUGUCAACCUUUCCUGUUCUCCCUCUCUGUAACUCUCCAGAGCUGCUGCUGCUGCUGCUGCUGCUGCUGCUGCGGUGAUGGAUUAACCGUUUCUUAGACCUGCCUGACGACAAGCUUGUAUCACUCUCUCUCAUCACAUACUUUGUUAGAGGAGCAAACACAGUCUGAAAACCCUUCACUGCUGCCUCCUCUGACUUACUGCCACACACACACAUACAUCAGCUCAGCACUGCCUGGUCACAGAGGACGUCAGCCGCAGCUCUGCAACAGGGGAGUAAAUGACUGCAAGAGAGGACUAAUCCUGACUGAAGGUUGAAACCUGUUAUUACAUCUACAAACUACAUCUCCAAAACCACCAGCUGAGACCAAGAGGGAUGGAGGGAGAAGGCUGUAAUCCUGGGGUAGCUAUGGAUUCAGGUAACCCCUUGCUAAGAGCAGUCUUCCUCCGUCGCCUGCGACUUACACGGCUGCUCCUGGAGGGAGGUGCUUACAUUAACGAGAGCGACAGCCACGGCCAGACACCCCUGAUGGUGGCCUGCAGGACCCAGCAUAUUGACGCCCAGAGCGCCAGCCGGGUCAAGCUGGUCCAGUUUCUUCUAGAGAAAGAAGCGGACCCCAACAUCCAGGACAAGGAAGGUCGCUCUGCGCUGAUGCACGCCUGCCAGGAACAGGCUGGCCCUGAGGUGGUGUCUCUGCUCCUGGCCAGUGGAGCCGAUAUUAGCCUGGAGGAUCAGUCAGGGACAUCAGCGUUGGUUUACGCAGUCAUGGCUGGAGACUGGAAGGUUCUGAAGCUGUUGCUUGACACAUGCAAGGCCAAGGGGAAGGAGGUGAUCAUUAUAACAACUGACAAAUUCCCAUGUGGGAAACUGCAAGCCAAGCAGUACCUCAGCAUUCCUCCCCUUGAUACUCUUGAUCAGAUGGACAAAAUGACUUCAGCAGCUCCUGCAUCUCCCUCUGAAAUUCAGCUGAUCACCUCGCCCCAGUGCACCUCUUCUUCCUUAUGUCCCUCAAAGCCUAUCUUCUCCUUUAAAGAAGCCCAGUCCUGUGGCGUAAGUUCCCAUCCAUGUUCCCCAUCUCGGUUUCAAAGGCUCGGUCAAGUGGCACCGUACGGACUGCAGCAGCCCCUCAUGAGGUUGAACUCUGAGCCCUGGCUAAAGAUCCCAGCGUCUCUGCUCACACAGCAGCCACAUGCAGCCUCAUCUUCAGAGAACGGCAAAGACCUCAACCAAACUGAGGACCUCUCUCUCAGAAUUCCCAAACUUGAUGGGGGCAACAGCCCAAAUUCAACAACUGACAGCUUCAAAUGUUAUGAAGGAAGAUUGGCAAGGGACAAAGGAGUAGAUGGAGACGGAAAGAAUGAAUGUGCCGAACAUGUAGAACAAAAGAUAUCCUUACCAGGUCUCCUAUCAUCCCACUCUGCCUCCCAUCCCAACCUGCAUUCUGUAAACCUUGGAACAGAUUCAAUUGCCUCCUCUUCCUCCCUUUCUUGUGGCAAAAACCUUGGCACUCCACUUCAUCCCAGCAUGGCCUCGUCAAGCCUUUAUAGCAUAAUCCAGAGGCGCAAGCUUGGGGCAGACAUCUACAGCUCUGACCCCCAGCUAGCUGUAGACAUUCCAAAUCUACCUGAGGAGUCCACGCAGAGAGCAAGAGACCUAACAGAUGGCAAGAGGCUGGCCCCCUUACGCUGCUCCAGCACACUGGGCUCCAGGGAGUCACUGUUGACCUCGGGCCCGAGCAGGAGAGUGCUGUCUGGGUAUGAGCGCAGAGGGUCUGGAGCCUUCUUGUUGGACCACAACUCCCAGGCCAGGCCUAGAUCUUUGCCACCUCUGACCCUCAACUCCACCAACAGCCCCAUCCUUAAUGUUUAUAACCUCAGCUCCGGAGCUGGAAGAGGUUUCAGUGAGAAAGAGUCUGGCCUAAAAAAUUUCCUUCCCUCUGCUCCUCCUGGGCACCCCAAAGAGCUGACCAGGAGGAUGCUGCUGAGGAGACACUCGAUGCAGACCGAACAGUUCAAAAACACAGCUUGAAAUUCAGCCAGGAGGGAAGCGAAGUUCAUCACUGUGUUUUAAUGUGAAAUGUUUUGUCAUGUGAUGUAAUGUCUGUGUAGUGAAAUCCAAAGAGGGAAACCAAAGAGGAUAUACAAGAAAAACAAAACAUCCUUAUCAAUGUAACGUACAAACUGCAAGUACCUUCCUCUGCUUAGUGUGCUGUGUGUUGUCACUGUGCAUGUGGCUUCAGUAUGCAGUUUUUUCGUGCAGCAACUCCUUAAAUCUGAAAGAUUUUUUGGCCACUUGGGGGCAGCGGAGCUAACUGAAAACACAACAUCUUUUAAAGUUCUUUAAGAUAACAUGUUAGCAAACAUGUUAACAUUUGUCCCUUAAA